UUUAUAUAAUUCGGAAGUCACUAUAAAUAGUAGCUACCACCCGUCUCCCAUGUUCAUGCUUGUGUUGUUUAAAUACACUACAUCAUUGAUACACACCUCUGUGGCCUAGACACCACUACUGAAUUGUUAUGAAUUUGUCGGGGAGGUUUUUCGUGAAGUCUAAUUAUAUAAGAGCAGCUAAGGAUGAAUGGGUUCUUUGUGACGUAAGGUUGUUGACGGAUGAUACUGACACAUUCUUGUGCAUCAAGUCAUUACCAUCUUCUAUAUUAUUAAAUGGGACUAACAACUACUCCGAAAGUGAUGACGGAAAGAUCCCUGAGAAGAGUCCAUAUCGUGUGGAAAAUUUUGCCACAAGACCAUUCACUGCUCUCUGUAACCUUAGUGAAUACAAGUCAUGCUCAAUGAGAACGGAGACAGUCAAUUCAAGCGCCUCUUUCGCUUUGAAGCUUGUUCCCUCAGGAGUUUUUGGGAACAAAAAGCUUCUCAUUGCUACUGAGGAUGAAAACGAGAUCACCACAUGGCUGGCCAUUUGUAAAGCAUGUAUCGGUAAAAAGUCUAGGAAUGGCUCAUCGGCUCAAAGAGACUUGGCAUGUAAUAUGGGAACCUUGAGCAAAUCCGGAAGCUUUAUGUCACUCAAACCAAAUUCCCAGGCUUGUGAAAGCGAGUUUGAUGACGCUCUGAUGGACAACGAGGUUUAUGAAGCAUACUCAUCCGAGGAUAAAAUUCCUGCAGUUCUUGAAGAAGCUGGCGAUUGGGUAAAAUUACACUUGUGUCAACCAGACUGUUAUCUGCGUCUAACAACAGAUCGUCUAGAAGUCUUAGAUUAUUACAGUCAUAAACCUGUCCAUUGGUUUCCUUACCUGCUGAUACGUAGAUUUGGUGCAGCGAAUGGUGUUCUACGUGUUGAUGCUGGCCGACGAUGUUCUACUGGGGAUGGGAAAUUCUUUUUUCGAUGUAGUCCACCGAAUGGUCAACCAGUCGAUGCAUUAGUUACACAAAUACGUCAAUUAGCAUUGGAAGCUAAACAACGUACAAAGCGUAGUCAAAUGACUUCUAGCAAUUUAGAGUUGAAUGUCAACAAUAACAAUAAUGCUAACAAUGGAGAUAUAAACAGUGGUAAUCAUAUUAAAGGCACAUCAUUCUCUCAUACAACUGAAAACCACUUAGGUAAUGAUCAUAUGGACAGUAUUCAUGGAACAUUACCACGUGCUAGAUCAAAACGAGCAAAAGUACCUGGAGAAUCUUCAGCCCAUCGAUCAAGUUCGAAUAAUGUGAAUGGUUGUAGUGGUGGUGGUAGCGGCAGCAGUACUGAGUGUAUUCCUCCUAAAGCCACUCCAGAACCAUCGGAUGAUACUGAUCCAAAUGCAUUACCUUCUAAUGCUGAAGUAUUCAAGGCAACACCUUGUAAACCACCUAAAAGCAGUCCAGAACCAGGGAACGCAUCAAAUCUUUAUGAUAAUUUACCUCGUCCACCACGUCGUGGUUCACGUUUACCAGGAGCUGUUAAUGUCCUCCCUUUACCAACACGCAGUCAUAAACAGAAAGAUCCUAGUCUUCAGACAAACUCCUCAACAACUGGUACACUUGAUUCACGGAACUCUUCAGAUACGCUUGAUGAUUUAGUAGAGCUAAACUCUAAACACAUUGGAUCCCCAACUUCUUCAUCAUCAAUAACAGUGACAACAACAUCGCCUGCAGUUACACCGAUUACACCAUCGACAAUAUCGACUUCCGCAUUGACUCCAUUACCGAUCACUUCAUCAUCUGCAUUCAUGUUUUCUAGAUUAAAUUCCUCAACAUCAGCAUCUUCACCUUUGAAAAUUGAAAAAUUGGAGACUCCCAGUAUCCCACCGCAUUCUUCUAUAACCACACUUAAUCAUAUUCCAUCGUAUAAUAAAAACCAUGAAACCAAUACAACUUCAUCUUCAUCUUCAAUUAAUUUUAUAGACAGUUCGGAAACGAAAUCAGGUGAAGCAUCUUCAUGUUCUCCUUCUCCGGCUCCUUUGACAGCGAUAACUACAACAAUACCAGUAACACCGACUACACCGUCAGCGAAUUCUAUGGUUAAAUCAUUGAUACAAUCGUAUACGUCAAUAUCACAGGGCAAUUCAAAUCAAGUCAGUAAUGGAUAUCAUGAAAAUGGUAUGAAGAAUAGAUUGAAGCCGCCUUCUUCACUGUCUGUUCCUACAACAAUAUCAUCAACAUCGUUGUCUUUGCAAUCACCAUCAUCCUUAUCAGCUUCCUUUGCAAUCAAUAAUAAUACUAAUACUACUCUCAGUGAUUAUGAUAAUAGUAAUGAAUCAAGAACAAGCAUUCACAACACCUCGAAUAAAUUGAUAAAUUCUACUGGAAUAAUGCGGGUGCCCUUAUCGACAAAUACACAUUCAGCUGGCGGUUAUUCUGAAAACCAACAGCAACAACAACAGCAAGCUGCAAGUAAAUUUUCUAAUUUCAACAAUUCAAAAAUUAGUUCAGCUUCUUUUUAUCUACGAGGACCUCAUCCAAAUACUACCAUUGUGAAUCCUGCCACUACUUCUUCUUCUUCUUUAUCUUCUUCAGUUACUGGUACAUUGGUGACUUGUUCACCGACAAUGAACACAGUUGUUCAACCAAUCCCACUGCCUAUUAAAGUAGACUCAGUAUUUCGUGCUGAAAAGUCAACUACCCGUCGAUCACAAGACAGUAAUAAUAGUUCAUUAUCGAACAACAACAACACCACCAUCACCAGCGCUAAUAAUAAUAAUAAUAAUAAUUCACUUACAAAUAAUGCUGUCAAUAAAACUCGUGUAACAAAAGAUGAUUCACGUCGAUACCUAAGUGAAUUAGACAGUGUAAUAAAGGAGUUAUGUGAAGCCAAUGAAGCAGCAGUUCAAGCAACACGUGAAGCUGCACAACGUAGACAACGUCUUGGUUGGCCAUCAACGAAUAGUAAUCAUAAUUCACAAAUAAAACUGACAACUUCAACGCCAACAAAUGAAACAAAAAUUAUGCCUAUUCCAAACAGUACUAACGCUUAGUGUUUGAGUGUGUGUAUGCCUGUGUGUUGUGUAAGAGUUUGUCUGUAUGUACGUGUGUACUUGCCUCGUUAACGAAACCAUAUUUAACCCCGCCCCUACUCUCUCUGUCUCUCUCUCUCUCUCGCCUCAAACUUCAUUUAUCCACCUGAUGAAAACUAAUUAAUAGAGUGUAAACAAAUUGGGACAAUUACAUAUUUAUAUUUAUAUAUGAACACACACAUAUAUAUAUGUACUAUGAACGAAUUUAGCUUGUUAUGCAUGAACUUUUAUUCAUCUAAACGAAUAAAUUAUGUAUUUUAUCGAGUUUUUUCUAGGUGUUGGAUACAUAUUUUCCUUAUAUACGUUAUACGGAAAUGAAUUUGUGUUUGUUUGUUUCUCUUUUUGUUGUUUAAACUGCUUAUUUCUCUACACACAGAGAUAGAGGAAAGAGCCUCAGUCCCUGCCGCUCUUGAUAACUUGUCACUCACUUCCCCCUUCUAAUCGAUUAUGUUGUCUCUCUUUUCUUGGUUAUUCUGAAGAAAUUCUUUUGGGACAACAUGGUUAUCAUUCAUUUGGAUUGUCAUUAUGCUUUAUUGAAAUCGUGUUCUUUGUCUGUCACUCACUUUAACUCUUUAAAACAAGCAAUAGUAAUAAUAUUAACAAUAAUAAUUAUGUCAUUAGUAAUGUAUAAGUCUUAUGCAACUGUAAACCAUUCGCUUCUUUGUCUUUGCUUAAUAUUUUAUAUUUGAAUAAUAAUACAUCUAUAUACUAUUAUCUUUCUGUCAUUGAAUUCCCCCCCGCCCCCCGCUUAUUUUUACUAUCAUGUAAUAACACUAUGUGCUACGUUUAAUACUAGUAUGAUUAUUGAUGAGUAAUGUAUAUGAUGAUGAUGAUGAUGACGACGAAAAGAACAGGAAAAAUGAUGAUAAAGUUCGAUUUACCAAAACUGAUCUUCAUUUUAAAUACCUACUUGAUUUCAUUGAGUGAGUAUGUGUGUCAGGCGGGAGGAGGUGGGAGACUGCCAGGAGUUUUCUAUUCUGCUGUCGUUGCUGCUUAAGUAUAUCGUUUGUUAUUUCUGCAUCUGCUAAUUGUUUCCCUUUCUCUCUUUCUUUCUCUCCCUCUCUCUGUGUCUCUCACGUACUUCAUGAAAGCGCACAGAAUUCGAUAGAUUAUUUGUUUUCGAUAAGUUUUAACGCUGUAUUGUGGCUUAUUCUCAUGUAAUCCUUUAUUUUCUGUCACAUUUUUCUCCUUUCGCAUUGUUUUUCCAUUGUUGUUGCCCACUUUAACCAGUUUCUCUCCUUGUCUCUCCCUCUCUCCUUCUUUGAAAUAACUUUUUUAGUUAUUUGAACACUUCUUUCUUUUAAACAGAGCUGACUUGUUCUUCGAUUCAAUAUUUAAUAGCUUAUUAUAUAUAUACAAAGAAGAAAGCUACCUGUUAAAAAUUAUUAUAUUGUUUACUUACAAUUACGAUUAUGAUUGUGAUUGAAAAUACAGUCAUCUAGGUGGUUAUCACUAAUUUACAUUUAUAUAUAAAAUUGAUAACUAGAAUAAUAAUAAUAACGAUAAUAAUAUAUCUGCACUUUUGUUUCAGAUUGUACUUCAAUAAUUGGAAUUUCACCAAUCUUAGAGAAAUAUUUCAUUUAUUGAAUAAAAAUGCUUUUCUCUUU
Molecule: messenger RNA, 4663 nt
Organism: Trichobilharzia regenti
Lineage: Eukaryota; Metazoa; Platyhelminthes; Trematoda; Strigeidida; Schistosomatidae
Source: the annotation of a GenBank genome assembly